Ceraceosorus bombacis is the source of this 378-nucleotide messenger RNA. The record is from the annotation of a GenBank genome assembly. NCBI's taxonomy places the organism in Eukaryota, Fungi, Basidiomycota, Exobasidiomycetes, Ceraceosorales, Ceraceosoraceae.
AUGAGCGGAGAGGGCAGAAACAUUCCGAGGCCACUGUCCCCUCGAACGAUAUGUAGCGAGGCCAAUAACGCUCCGGACCAAAUACUCGCGCUAGGAGCUCGAUAUCACAACCCAACCAGCCAAGCAACAGUAGCAAAUGCACCUACAGAUCUCACAAAGGUUGUAGGCCAGGAUGAAUCACACCACAAACUUAUCUCAGAGUACGAGCAGAGCAUCGCGCUAGCAGGUGCUCUCUACUUGGGCAGCGCUCCCGACGCCGGCGAAUCCUCUUCCGUGACCGACAAGCUACACCGCCAAGUCGCGAACGCGCAGGCUGCGAACGAGUCGAAAAUCGAGAGCCUCAACGCUGCCCUGACGGUGCUACAAAGCGAGCAGUAG